This is a messenger RNA of Halteromyces radiatus, 1143 nucleotides long. RefSeq names its product Arp2/3 complex, 34 kd subunit p34-Arc-domain-containing protein. Gene Ontology annotation, biological process: actin filament polymerization; Arp2/3 complex-mediated actin nucleation. Bases 55 to 975 code for a protein of 306 amino acids. The record is from RefSeq and is a predicted model, not a curated record. Gene Ontology annotation, molecular function: actin filament binding; structural constituent of cytoskeleton. Gene Ontology annotation, cellular component: Arp2/3 protein complex; actin cytoskeleton. NCBI's taxonomy places the organism in Eukaryota, Fungi, Mucoromycota, Mucoromycetes, Mucorales, Cunninghamellaceae. The transcript has 6 exons.
CGUCUUUUUCUUCAUCUCUCUUCUCUUUCAUAUACACCAUACUUUUAUUAUAUUAUGAUUUUACUCGAUUACAACAAUGCCAUCAUUCAAGAUAUUCUUGAAACCAGACUAAGAGGUGAAAAGAAUGAAGCUUUGGACGUAACUGUGGUCGAUUUUGAUGGUGUUGUCUAUGGAGUGAAAACACCUAAUAAAAGAACCGAACUAUAUAUCUCUCUUCAAUGGGCCUGUUAUCCUGAAUUGGUAUCUUUUGGAGCUCAACAAAUUCUAGAACGUGUCUAUGGAGAAUAUCUUGCUGCUACACCUGAACCCAAUUAUGAUGUGACUCUUGUGAUUGACUUGGAAACUGUACCUGCUGAUGAAGAAUCCCGUGCUGCUCUUAUUCAAAAGGUAUCAUUAUUAAAACGCAAUCUACUUGCCGCUCCCUUUGAGAAGGCUUUCUCAGAACAAGAACAAUACGAAGAUACUGAAAAACCUAACCCAACCUCAGAACUUAUGGCUGUUCACUACCGCGAAGAAGAAGCUAUCUAUAUUCAAUCCAAUUCGGACCGUGUCACUGUUAUUUUCAGUACUAAAUUCAAGGAUGAAACUGAUAAGAUCUUUGGCAAAGUCUUUUUACAGGAAUUUGUUGAUGCUAGACGUCGUCGUGCUCUGAGAGCUCCUCAAGUUUUGUACACCACUCGUGAACCUCCAAGAGAACUUGCUCAUUUGAAUCUCCGGGAUAGUGAUGAUAUCAGUUACGUGACAUUUGUGUUAUUCCCUCAACAUUUCGAACGUGGUGAUGUUCGUGAAGAAACCAUCUCUCGUAUUCAAAUUUUCCGUGAUUAUCUCCAUUACCAUAUCAAAUGCUCGAAGGCUUAUAUGCAUACUCGUAUGCGUGCUCGAGUACGAGACUUUUUGAAAGUGUUGAAUCGUGCUAAACCUGAAGUGAUUGCUGAAAAGAAGACUAUCAGUGGCAAGACGUUUGUUCGAAGCUAAAAGAAAAAAAAAAGAAACCUUUCUUUUAUCGACAUGUAUUUUUUUUUCCUCUCUCUAUCUUAGUAGUAUAUCAUUUUCAAUUUUUGUUGAUAAUUAGUUUGAUUUUUAUUAUUGUUUUGAUAAAAUAAAAAAAGAAGAUGAUGUAUGUAGUUUGCACCUACACAAUAA